This is a messenger RNA of Sorex araneus (European shrew), 2825 nucleotides long. RefSeq names its product golgi associated, gamma adaptin ear containing, ARF binding protein 2 (gene GGA2). The transcript is spliced from 17 exons. Gene Ontology annotation, biological process: intracellular protein transport; vesicle-mediated transport. The record is from RefSeq and is a predicted model, not a curated record. Bases 41 to 1879 code for a protein of 612 amino acids. NCBI's taxonomy places the organism in Eukaryota, Metazoa, Chordata, Mammalia, Eulipotyphla, Soricidae. Gene Ontology annotation, molecular function: small GTPase binding; phosphatidylinositol binding; ubiquitin binding. Gene Ontology annotation, cellular component: trans-Golgi network.
CCGCGGGGGUGGACGCGGGCGGCGAGCAGCCGGGCCGGGCAUGGCAGCGACGGCGGUGGCGGCGGGGGCCGAGGCGGCCGAGGGCGCCCCGGGCCCGCCCGCGGCGGCGGCGCUGGAGCUGUGGCUCAACAAAGCCACCGACCCAAGCACCCCCGAGCAGGACUGGUCAGCGAUCCAGAACUUCUGCGAGCAAGUGAACACUGACCCCAGCGGCCCCACGCAGGCGCCCUGGCUGCUGGCGCACAAGAUCCAGUCCCCGCAGGAGAAGGAGGCGCUGUAUGCGCUGAUGGUGCUGGAGACGUGUGUGAACUACUGUGGGGAGAAGUUCCACAGCGAGGUGGCCAAGUUCCGCUUCCUGAACGAGCUGAUCAAGGUGCUCUCCCCCAAGUACCUGGGGGCCUGGAGCACGGAGACGGUGAAAGGCCGGGUCAUCGAGAUCCUCUACAGUUGGACCGUGUGGUUCCCGGAGGACAUGAAGAUCCGGGAUGCCUAUCAGAUGCUGAAGAAGCAAGGGAUCGUCAAGCAGGACCCCAAGCUGCCCGCGGAUAGGAUCCUGCCCCCGCCCUCCCCCUGGCCCAAGAGCUCCAUCUUCGACGCGGAUGAGGAAAAGUCGAAGCUUCUGACGCGGCUUCUCAAGAGCAGCCACCCCGAGGACCUGCAGGCCGCGAACCAGCUGAUCCAGAGCCUGGUCAAGGAGGAGCAGGAGAAGUCGGAGAAGGCAUCCCGGAGGGCCAGCGCGGUGGAGGAGGUUCGGAGCCACGUGCGGGCGCUGCAGGAGAUGCUGAGCGUGUACCGCAGGCCCGGCCAGGCGCCCCCGGACCAGGCGGCUCUGCAGGUCGUCUACGAGCGCUGUGAGAAGCUGCGGCCCACCCUGUUCCGCCUCGCCAGUGACACCACGGACGACGAUGACGCGCUCGCGGAGAUCCUGCAGGCCAACGACCUCCUCACGCAGGGCGUCCUGCUCUACAAGCAGGUGGUGGAGGGCCGUGUCAUCUCCGGGACCCCCGCGGCCGGCCCCGGGGCGGCCUUACCCGGCCCCAGAGCCGUGGAGAGCCUGGCGUCCAGCACGGAGAGCUGCUCCCUGAUUGACCUGGAGGCGGACGGUGGCUCUGAGCCCGACGGGACAGGGACCCCCUCUCUGCUUCACCAGGACCUGGCAGCCCUCGGGAUCAGCGACGCGCCGGUCGCCAGCAAGGGGCCUGCUCAGGGCCUGUGGAAGGAGCAGACGCCCCCCCUGGCCGCCACCCUGCCCGGCAGCGCUGGGACCCCCGGCUCGCCUGCACAGCGGAACCUGCUGGAUCUCCUCUCGCCGCAGCCGUCUCCCAGGCCCCUGAAUCCCUCUUCGCAGAAGAGUCUCCCCAAGGAGGGGCCCCUCGGCCCCAAGGCGUCCCCGGGCUGGUCCUGGGAGGCCGGCCCUUUGGCCUCUUCGUCCUCACAGAACACGCCUCUGGCUCACGUCUUCGUCCCCCUGGAGUCUGUGAAGCCCAGCAGUCUGCCGCCUGUGAUCGUGUAUGACCGGAACGGAUUCCGAAUUCUGCUCCACUUCUCCCAGACGGGGGCCCCCGGCCACCCUGAGGUGCGGGUGCUGCUGCUGACCAUGAUGAGCACCGCCCCGCAGCCCGUCUGGGACAUCAUGUUUCAGGUGGCGGUGCCCAAGUCCAUGCGCGUGAAGCUGCAGCCGGCGUCCAGCUCCAAGCUGCCCGCCUUCAGCCCUCUGACGCCCCCGGCCGUGAUCUCGCAGACGCUGCUGCUGGACAACCCACACAAGGAGCCCAUCCGGUUGCGGUAUAAGCUGACGUUCAACCAGGGCGGGCAGCCUUUCAGCGAAGUGGGAGAAGUGAAGGAUGUCCCCGACCCGGCCAUGCUGGCCACCGCCUAACGCCUCCGUGGGCCCGCGCAGUGCACCCACCCGACACACAGCAACUCGGGCGGCCCGCAUAGGACGACUGGUGGUGACUUAGUGUAGCGUUUGGGGGUGUCUCCAGCCACCCCCUGCUUCCUCUGCACAUUGAGUGUGCAUGUGUGCGUGUGUGUGCGUGUGUAUGUGCACAUGUAGGCGUGCAUGUGUGUGUGUGUGCGCAUGCGCGUGUGUGCGUGCACACAUGCACACGUGUGCGUGUGCAUAGGGCGGGCCUGGGGUGUGGGCAGCGUGGGUCCCAGUCCCCCUGCCGCACUCACCCGUUUUCCCCUUGGUGGUGCCCGCCCAAGCCGUUGCCUCAGGCUGGAGGGCCUCACAGCCAAAGUUGUGUGUCCGCACCCCCGAUCCCGUUUCUUUCCUGUUCGUUCUCUCGGUGCCUUGUCAGCCUUUGAACAUCUUGGUUGCUCCCAGGCUGGAGUUCUCAGGGACCUUCUGAGGGACCCGGUUGGUCUUCGGGGCCUCUCUGGACUCCAUUCCCACGAGCAAACGCUGCUCAGAAGGGUUUGGAGAAGCCCGAAAACAGACCGCAAGGGACCACCGCUGGACCAGAGCUGGCCUCUCCUGACCUUCACCACCGUGCCUUACUGAGUCCCCUCCCCGGGGCCCUGGAGGGGGAGGGGGCCUGCGUGUGGGGGGGCCCCUGUCUGGGCGCCCGCUCCGGGCCCGCAGCUCUGUCCUCACGGUCCCUCUCCACAGGCAUCCUUCAGGCCUGUGUGUGUGUGUGUGUGUGUGUGUGUGUGUGUGUGUGUGUGUGUGUGUGUGUGUGAUGGGGGGUGGCAGCACGUCAGUCCUGGGGGUUGCCUGGGCCCCUCCACUUUUGUGGGUGGUGGCGGCGGCAAAGAGCUUAGCAGUGGCAGCCACGGUGACCGCACAGAGGGCGUCCCUGAAUAAAUACGCGUGCAGCAGA